AACAUUGUUGUGAAAAUCUUCGAUCUAAAUUCUUCUCGAUAAGGUGAGAGGGAAUACAAUAUUAAGAAUGAAGAAGUCUGACGUCUUUGGCUUUGGACCUUGGAAAAUAACCACCACCAAAGGAGCUAUUCUUAAAGCGAAUGACGCAGAGAGAAUCUCUUCUGAGCUGGAGCUUCCUUCUCUUCCUGAAAUGGUGUUCGGCGACAAUGUUCUGCAGAUUGAUCAUGCUGCAGGAUUUGGGAUUCAAUUUAAUGCACUGGAUGCACUAAAACUGGUAGACAAUAGGCACGACUUGAUGAAGGUUGCUGUUGCAGAAGAAUGGCAAAGCAAAAGGCAGGAUUCAGAAUAUAUCAAAGAGGUUAUAAAACCUUUUGACUGGACAUUCACAACAGAUUACAAGGGUACAUUGACUGGAAAAGAAGAGAUUGUAUUUCAGGUUGAGCCCACCAAAGAGAGAAUAGAUCUAGAACAGCUGAAAGUUAAAGAAAAGAUAUAUUUCUAUGAAGACAUUAUAUUGUAUGAAGAUGAAUUAGCAGAUAACGGCAUAGCAAAGUUGAAUGUCAAAAUGCGUGUUAUGCAGGGAGGUUUCUUUCUGUUGCUGAGAUUUUUUUUGAGAGUAGAUGGAGUUCUUGUUAGGAUCAAUGAUACAAGAAUUCAUCACAAGGCUGGCACUUCAUACAUGUUAAGGGAAUAUUCAUCCAAAGAAAGAAAAGUAGCAGACCUCUUAGAAUUAAAGGUUCCAAUUACAGAUCCGACGCAAUUAGCUGAACACUUAUUUCUCCGGUACGAGACAUUUGAGAAACUGUCUUUUCCCGAUGGCAUUGAUGCAUUGUUUGGUGUUGAAUCCUUGGUCAGUUAAAAGUCAGAUGUAUGGCAGGGCUAUCUGAAGACUUGUAGACAAAUAAAAGAAAUGCUGGAAUGGAUUCCACUACAGGGAUUGAGGAAGAAUAGACAAAAAAAUUUUGCUUUGAUCAAGAAUACGGCUCAAGGUUUACUUUCAACAUUAUUGUCACUGGAAACCUUCGGGAGAAAGCCAUUUUUGCCAUCUGACCAUUGAGACUGAUCUGAAGGGGAGGGAAUUCUCGGCCAGACAAUCACAGUGUACAGUAUUUGCCCUUCUCUGUCUAGGCUAUUGCAGACGAUGCUGGUAGUAAUCCAUAAACUGUUUCAUUCGAGUUUAUAUUUGGCAUGUCGCGCCGCAGACAGUUAGACUCAAAGAGGACGUGCCGCAUAAUUAUGAAAAGAACUCACCCUUAAAGUCACGCAGGUUGUAUACAAGCUCUAUGAACAAGAGGGAUUUAUGAACAGGAAAAAAAAUGGCUGAAUUCAGCACAAGUUGCUGAGAGGCACACCCAGUGUUGCCUCUUUUUGUGGAAACUGUAAAAAAAAGCUAAUUGAAUAGUCAGCUGUCUUUUACACUUUGUCAAUGAAAUGUAAUUGAAACUUGUCAUAGAACACUGUGAGUAGGUACCAGUCACGGCUGAUCAAUGAAGGCGAACCUCCUUAAUUCAUGAUGCAAUCAGUCAACCUCUUACAAAAAACACCAUUGUGUAAUUGUCGCUUUUCGCAAUUACGAUUUGAUCUUUUUACUGAGAAGGAGCAUUCAUUUUUUCGUCUUGAGAACGCACUUAGUGCUUGAAGAGAG
Pocillopora damicornis (cauliflower coral) is the source of this 1645-nucleotide messenger RNA. Its product is annotated as TIP41-like protein. Gene Ontology annotation, cellular component: cytosol. The record is from RefSeq and is a predicted model, not a curated record. Gene Ontology annotation, biological process: TOR signaling. NCBI's taxonomy places the organism in Eukaryota, Metazoa, Cnidaria, Anthozoa, Scleractinia, Pocilloporidae.